Periconia digitata is the source of this 1758-nucleotide messenger RNA. The record is from the annotation of a GenBank genome assembly. NCBI's taxonomy places the organism in Eukaryota, Fungi, Ascomycota, Dothideomycetes, Pleosporales, Periconiaceae.
AACUCAAAGUACCGAUAACUUCUCCACUACUCUAAUCAGGUCAUCAACUCUUUACUAUCCAUUCUGGAGUCACGUCAUCAUCAUGAUUGGACGUCUUGGGGUUCCUCUGGCAUUUUUUACAAUCAUCUUCGCCACUCCUGCGCUCUCACAAAAUUCUACCGUGUCUUGCUGGGAUGAGAUCCCCGCUACUUCGUCUCUCUCCUGGAAACCUUGUUAUACCGACUUCACUUGCGCAAACCUCCAAGUUCCAUUGGACCACGAAGAUGCUUCUGCCGGUACCACUAAUAUAGCCCUCUUGCGAUGGGAAACCCCGAAUCAACCCGCAAUGGGAGACAUCAUACUCAAUCCCGGUGGGCCGGGAAGUUCUGGAGUGGGCUGGCUGUUACGAGGCAAGAACAGGCUGGUCAACCUCCUUGGGACCUCCUACAAUCUCGUUGGAAUGGAUCCGCGUGGCGUCAACAACAGCGGACCCAGUGUCGACUGCUUCCCGGGUCAACCUUUUGUAAGGGAGUAUUACUAUUCCCUACUCAACACUAAUUAUGACCCCGCCAAUGAACAAGAAGUGCGCAAUUUCUGGACUGCCGCAGGAGGUUACGGAGACUGGUGCGCUCAGACCUUGAACCAAACGGCACGAUAUGUGAAUACUCCGGCAACAGCCAGAGACAUGUUGACAUACGCGGAAGCACUAGCAGAGAGUCGCGGUGAGCCAAAGGAUGAGGCCAAGCUCAACUACUAUGGUGUGUCUUACGGAUCAACUCUCGGUACUACAUUCGCGAGUCUGUUCCCGGAGAGGGUCGGGCGGAUGAUUAUCAGUGGUGUUGUUGACGCUGAAGAGCAUUAUGGCGGUACAUGGAUGCAUUCGCUUCGACAGGCAGAUGCAACAAUGACCAAGUUCUUCGAAUUGUGUUAUGAGGCCCGGUCUGCCUGCGCUUUCUUCAAGAACGACAGCAGUGCACAGGAUAUGCAGGAGCGUUUCGAUGCUCUCAUUGCGGAUUUGAAGCGAGAACCGAUCUCCGUAUCUGACCCUCGGUUCUUGCAGUUCCCUAAAGUGAUCAAGUGGGCUGAUGUGAUGUACGGGGUCUUGCUCGCCGUUUACAAUCCAUCCUCAUUCCCUACCACGGCUGGCAUCCUUGCUCAACUGGAACAAAGAAAUGCCACAUCCAUGAUUAAGCUCACAUCUGAGCUCGAUAUCCCCAAAGGUAUCAUGCCUCCUUCCGAUUGUAGUGAGCCUAGCGUGAAAUACGGGGAGGUGGGGACAAGAAACAUUGUCGGGUGCAACGACCAACACGGCAGCUACAACAUCAGCAGCUUUGAGAAGAUGCAGCAACAUAUCUCAUACCUAGAUAAUGUGAGCCGAUAUCUUGGAAGUAUUUGGUCAGGCACUAUUCCUGUGUACUGCCGCAAGCACGCGUUUGUGCCGCCAGAGAGCCAGAUCUUCCCUGGCUACAAGGAGACGCAGACGGCGAACCCCCUUCUUUUUGCCGAAAACACACUGGAUCCAAUCUCUUCCUUCGCUGAAAAGAUGGCAAAUUUCUAUACUGGUUCCGUUAUCCUGAAGCAGGACGCAGUCGGCCAUGGGACUACUGCAGCCGUGUCCAAUUGCACUUCGGCGCACUUCUCGAACUUUAUGCAGACAGGAAAGCUUCCUGCAGCGGGGACUAUUUGCGAUAUUCAGGAUCCGAACCCGUUUUUGGUGGGGAUAUCGGAGGGUGGGAAUCGAAGUGUGGAGCGACGCGGGCUUCCGUUCCUGCAUUGAUU